Messenger RNA from Zostera marina, 486 nucleotides. The record is from the annotation of a GenBank genome assembly. Lineage: Eukaryota; Viridiplantae; Streptophyta; Magnoliopsida; Alismatales; Zosteraceae.
AUGUCAAAUCUGGUAGGAACAAGUUCUUCUGAAAGAAACUCAGGUGAAGGCUUUAUUCAGAGUAAGUGUAGGUGUCUCUCAAUCAUCGUGCUUGGGGCUUCUGGAGACCUUGCAAAGAAGAAAACUUUUCCAGCACUUUUCAAUCUUUACAAUAAGGGAUUCCUAGAUUCAUAUGAUGUUCAUAUAUUUGGUUAUGCAAGAACAAAGAUCACAGUUGACGAUCUACGAGAUCGUAUCCGUGGAUUUCUCAAAGGCAAAGAUGAGAAAAGUGAAGAUGCUUCCAGUUUUUUGCAACUGAUAAAAUAUGUCAGUGGUUCUUAUGACAGUGAGGAUGGAUUUCAAGCAUUAGACGGGGAAAUUUUUGAGCAUGAGUCAUUAAUGAACUGCGGAACAAAUUCUAGGAGAUUGUUUUAUCUGGCACUUCCUCCAUCUGUUUAUCUUUCUGUUUGCAAAAUGAUCAGGAAUUGUUGCAUGAAUCAGUGUUAA